ACUUUACGAUAUUGUGCAGCUAAUUUGUUAAGUGAACAAAUAGCUAGUAAUAAUUUUAUUCGAGAAAUUCAUGUUUGAAUAUCGUAAAACCAAUGUAGCUACUGGUUAGAGUCUAUGGUUAGAGCAUUUAACUCUCCAAUGCAAACGGCUCAUAAUGUAUGCGGAAGAAUUGUAAAUUGUAACUCACACUGUCUGCUCUUGCCAUAUGAAACAGUGUUUAAUGACUGUACCCGCACAUGAAAAAAAAUUUGACAAUUUGUUGCAAAGAACUUGUUCCUAUGAUUACGUUGAUGAUAACGAAUGUUCUCUAUCUCAUAUUUGAAAUCUUUUUAUAGAAAUGCUGAAGCACACGAUGACGUAAUGCGACUCAUCAAAUAUAAUAUAAUUCUAUUACCAUAAUAUAAAAUGGCAACAUUUUGGUCAGGGAGACCUGGUUGGUUAGGGAAAGUAGGAAUAGCAUUAUUGGCUACAUGGCUUUUGGUACUAAUAAUAUCAGUAUCACAUAUCUUUAAGGCUAAUAAUUUAUCAUCCAAUAAUGAGAGUCCUACAAAUAAAGAAAAUGCUCAACGUUUAGCUCAAAUGGUUAAUGAUUUUGAGAUUCUUAAGAGACAAAAUGAAGCAUUAAAAAAUAUAAUUUUAGGAGAAAGAUCAAAAUCUAUUCAAGGAGACCAUUUAGGUUCAAUACAAGAAAAACUUGAGAAAGUUUCUCUUUAUGAUGAUUUGUUGGAUCAUCAGGAUAAUAUUAAGCACGGUGUCCCUUCUUCUGAAUAUGAAGAAUUAAGAAGAAUGAUAAGAAAUAAUAUUCAAGAGACAUGGUAUUAUAUUAAUGCAGAACUAAGUAAAUUUAGGAAAACUAUUGAUAAACUUAAUUACGAACAAAGAGAAAAAAAAAUACAGGACACAUUAAAAAAUGUUUGGGAUCAUAAAAAAUCUCUCAUAAUAGACAUUGACAAAUUAAUGAAAGCAGAUGGCUAUGAUGAAUGGCGUAAAAAGGAAGCAAAAGAAUUAUCUGAUCUUGUACAAAGAAGAUUCAGGCAUUUACAAAAUCCUAGUGAUUGCAAUAAAGCAAGAAAGUUGGUUUGCAGUUUAAACAAAGGUUGUGGAUUUGGAUGUCAGAUUCAUCAUAUUACAUAUUGUUUCUUAGUUGCUUAUGGUACAGAGCGAACAUUAAUAAUUAGAUCUAAAGGUUGGAGGUAUCACAAAGAUGGUUGGGAAUCAGUCUUUAAACCACUUAGCGAGACUUGUGUAUCUACAAUUGGAGCAUCACAUGCUAACUGGCCUGGUGACUCAUCUAAACAAGUCAUUUCAUUGCCAAUUGUGGAUAAUGUUUAUCCAAAACCAAGGUUUCAACCACCAAGUGUACCAGCUGAUUUAGCUUCAAGGUUAGAGAAACUUCAUGGCCAUCCCUUAGUGUGGUGGGUAGGACAAGUUUUAAAGUAUUUAAUGCGACCCCAAGAACAUGUGAAAAGAACAUUAGAGAAUGCCAAGGAAAAACUAGGUUUCAAAAAACCUAUUGUUGGAGUUCAUGUACGGAGAACGGAUAAAGUUGGUACUGAAGCUGCUUAUCACGAUAUAGACGAAUAUAUGGUUAAAGUUGAACAAUAUUUCGACGAACUUGAACCAAAACCAGAAGUGAGAAGAGUUUUUCUAGCGAGCGAUGAUCCAAAAGUGAUCACAACGGCAAGAAAUCGUUAUUCAAAUUAUGAAAUAAUAGGAGAUCCAGAAAUAGCAGAGACAGCUUCAGUUGCGAAACGAUAUUCCGAUUCUUCUUUACAAGGAAUAAUUAUCGAUAUACAUCUCUUAUCCGAAUGUGAUUAUUUGGUGUGCACGUUCAGUUCUCAAGUGUGCCGUGUAGCAUAUGAGUUAAUGCAAACAUAUUAUCCAGACGCUUAUAAUCGUUUCGCGUCAUUAGAUGAUAUUUACUAUUAUGGUGGUCAAAAUCCACACCCUCAUCAAGCUAUUCUAGAUCAUAAGCCGAGAAAGGAGGGUGAAAUUGAAUUGAAAGUAGGAGAUUUAAUUGAAGUUUUUGGAAAUCAUUGGGACGGUUAUUCCAAAGGAUACAAUACUAGAACUAGUAUGACAGGAUUAUUUCCUAGUUUUAAAGUUAAAAAUCCAGUAGAUGCUGUAGAUUUUCCGAAAUAUCCGUAUGUCCCUUUACAAGAAAACAGGAACGAGUAGGCAUACUCUGAAUAUGUAGUGAUCUUGAAAGCAUUCAGAUUGCUUGAAAAAAAAUAACUUGCCUUCAUAUUUAAAUUGUUAAAAACAGUAAAAAACUUCACAAACACGUAUAUAUUUUACUACUAGUAAAUGACAAAUUUAAUUCUUGCAAACUGAAACUAUCUCAAAUUAUAUAAAAAAAAAAAGUGAAUUAUUCUAUUGCCUAUGCAUAUGUAUAUCUUGAAUUUUGAGAAGACCGUAUAUAGAUAUUCGUAAACAAAUAUUAUAGAAAAUUUUGAAUACGUUUACGAUCUUCUUACAAAUUGAACUAAGGACAUAAACAUAAAAAAAAUAAAAAUGCAUAGCGUACAUGCGCGCAAUAUAAUUAAAAAUUUUUAUAUAUUUUGAUUGAAGUUACAAAUUGUAGUCGUUAUUUUAAUAAGAGAUUUUAUUAGAAUGUGAUUGUAUUAAUGUAUUACAUUGCAACUCUUUAGCGAACUGAAUGUAUGUUUUUUAUAUAAUGCAUUUAAAAUAGAUACAUAAUCAACAUACAAUAUAAAACAAAAAUUAUUUGUGCCAAUGCACUUGAACUCAAAGUAUUAUUUACAGUGGCAAGCCAAUAAUCAGAUAAAACCUAAGUAAUAUGUCAAUUUUUAUAAAAUUGCAAGAAGGUUUUAUACAUUAUUAGUUAAUCUCAUAUCUCUUAAUAAAGGCUUGCAUUAUAAUUCAUUGUCAUAACGUACAAUUUGUACAUAAGAUAUACAAUA
Molecule: messenger RNA, 2924 nt
Organism: Bombus impatiens (common eastern bumble bee)
Lineage: Eukaryota; Metazoa; Arthropoda; Insecta; Hymenoptera; Apidae
Gene: FucT6
Product: alpha-(1,6)-fucosyltransferase
Exons: 5
Coding region: 406-2178 (590 amino acids)
Biological process (GO): protein N-linked glycosylation
Cellular component (GO): Golgi cisterna membrane
Molecular function (GO): protein binding; glycoprotein 6-alpha-L-fucosyltransferase activity
Source: RefSeq, a predicted model, not a curated record